GGAGCUAGUUCUGGAAUCGGACGAGGUACGGCUGUUCAUUUUGCUAAACUCGGAUCCAAAUUGUCUCUUCAUGGACGAGAUGGAGCUACAUUGGAAGAAACAGCUACUCUUUGUAUAGAAGCUGGAGCCAGCAAAGAGAACAUCCUCACUGUUCUAGGAGACCUGACAGACGAGUCUAUCAGAGAGAAAGUCGCAAAUAAAACUGUAGAGAAGUUUGGACAUCUGGAUGUUCUGGUUAACAAUGCUGGAACUCUCUUUUCCUCAACAACUCUACAGACACCAAACGAUAAAUUCGACUUGGUAAUGGACGUCAAUCUUAAAGCACCGUUUGCUCUGACCAAACUGGCAGCGCCGCAUCUUAUCAAAUCUAAAGGAUGUAUCGUCAAUGUGUCCAGUAUAUGUGGAGCUAGGGCGAUGCCGGAGAUAGGAGUAUAUUGUAUGAGUAAAGCUGCCUUAGAUAUGUUUACUGAAUGUAUUUGUCUAGAGCUGGCACCAAAAGGCGUUCGAGUUAAUUCGGUAAAUCCAGGAAUAGUCAUUUCUAACAUUCAUCGACGUCAAACUAACAGUCCAUAUAAAACAGACGAAGCUUAUGCUCAGGUUGGUGUAUUUUGUUUUAUGGAAGACCAUGUAGUCAUUCAAACGGUACAAUAA
Molecule: messenger RNA, 651 nt
Organism: Lottia gigantea (owl limpet)
Lineage: Eukaryota; Metazoa; Mollusca; Gastropoda; Lottiidae
Exons: 7
Molecular function (GO): oxidoreductase activity
Source: RefSeq, a predicted model, not a curated record